Molecule: messenger RNA, 423 nt
Organism: Cheilinus undulatus (humphead wrasse)
Lineage: Eukaryota; Metazoa; Chordata; Actinopteri; Labriformes; Labridae
Gene: nppb
Product: natriuretic peptide B
Exons: 3
Coding region: 1-423 (140 amino acids)
Biological process (GO): neuropeptide signaling pathway; cGMP biosynthetic process; negative regulation of systemic arterial blood pressure
Cellular component (GO): extracellular region; cytoplasm; nucleus
Molecular function (GO): hormone activity; hormone receptor binding
Source: RefSeq, a predicted model, not a curated record
AUGCAGCUGUCCUACGCCUCCGUCUGCGGCCUCCUGCUCAUCUUAAACCUGCAGCUGAUCGCUUCAUAUCCCAUCAGCACCGGCCUCACCGACACCGACAUGGACAUCUUAAAGGUGAUCCUUCACAAGCUGGAGGAGUCCGUGUCCGAGCAGACCGGUGUGGAUCCUGCAGAGAGGGACAGUGUGGACGUGGAUGAAGCAGCAGCAGCAGCAGCAGAAGCAGACGCCCAGCAGCCUCAGACCGACCUGGACGAGGAGAUGAUCCGGGAGUUUCUGUCCGCCAAAAACCUGAAGAGCGUCCGCAACGACUCAACCAGGAAAUCCUCGGGCUGCUUCGGCCGACGGAUGGACAGGAUAGGAUCCAUGAGCUCUCUGGGCUGCAACACUGUUGGCAAAUACAGUAAGUUAGAACAAUCCAGGUAG